Messenger RNA from Drechmeria coniospora, 684 nucleotides. RefSeq names its product vesicle transport v-SNARE protein. Gene Ontology annotation, biological process: Golgi to vacuole transport; intracellular protein transport; intra-Golgi vesicle-mediated transport. NCBI's taxonomy places the organism in Eukaryota, Fungi, Ascomycota, Sordariomycetes, Hypocreales, Ophiocordycipitaceae. Gene Ontology annotation, molecular function: SNARE binding; SNAP receptor activity. Gene Ontology annotation, cellular component: SNARE complex; ER to Golgi transport vesicle membrane; endoplasmic reticulum membrane. The record is from RefSeq and is a predicted model, not a curated record. The coding region runs from base 1 to 684 and encodes 227 amino acids. The transcript has 3 exons.
AUGGCAAACCCUCUCGAUACCGACGUCGGCUCCGAGCUGUUCGCUUCCUACGAAGCCGAGUUGAAGCUUGUACAGGCCGACCUUUUGCAGAAGCUGGAGCAGAUCCCGGAACUCUCCGGCGAGCCUCGCAAGGCAUCCAUUAGCCAAGCGGAGCGCGCCCUCGAGGAAGCAGACGAGCUGCUCGGUCAAAUGCGAUUGGAGAAGCAAAAUAUCCCCACCUCCUCUCGCGCCAAGGUGAACCAACGGUUCCGCAACUACGAGUCUGACGUCGACGCCAGCCGGCGGAAGCUCACCUCCCUUUCCUCCGAUCGCUCCGCUCUCUUCGGAUCCCGCUACACAGAUGAGCCCUCCGGCGCAUCGGACAUUCACCUCGAACAACGCCAGCAGCUGCUGUCGGGCACGGAUCGGCUGGACCGGAGCACCCAGCGGCUAAAGGCAAGCCAAGCUCUCGCGAGUGAGACCGAGGCCAUCGGCGCCGACACUCUUGCCAAUCUCCACGGGCAGCGCGAGAUGAUACAGCACACGCAUGACCAGCUGUUGAACAGCGAGGGCUAUGUUGACAGGAGCGUGAAGACGUUGAGGGGAAUGGCCAGGAGGAUGGCCACGAACCGCAUCAUCACCAUUUCCAUCAUCGCCGUUUUGGUUCUUCUCAUCGUUGCCGUCAUCAUCAGCAAGUUUCGUUGA